Messenger RNA from Triticum turgidum subsp. durum (durum wheat), 834 nucleotides. Lineage: Eukaryota; Viridiplantae; Streptophyta; Magnoliopsida; Poales; Poaceae. The record is from the annotation of a GenBank genome assembly.
AUGGAGGCAGACGCGAGCCAUGCACCCACCACCUCUUCCUCCUCCGUCUCCUCGUCGACAUUGUCCACCUCCUCCUCCUCCUCCUCCCUCGCCACCAGCGCGCUAGAGCUCCCCAAGAGCCCCAAGCCCAAGCACCCCAAGAAGCGCAAGAGAGCCGGCUCCGACCGAGAGCAGGACGCCGCCGCGAACACCAAUGGUGUCCGUGGAGACGAGAGCAGCUGCUGCAGCACCGACGAAGACUUCGCCGCCGCGAGCGUCAAGGCGGCCGUGCCCAAGAGCGGCUUCAAGCACCCGUCGUACCGCGGGGUGCGGCGCCGGAGCUGGGGCAAGUGGGUGUCCGAGAUCCGCGAGCCGCGCAAGAAGUCGCGCAUCUGGCUCGGCACCUUCCCGACCGCCGAGAUGGCGGCGCGCGCCCACGACGUGGCCGCGCUCGCCAUCAAGGGCCGCUCCGCGCACCUCAACUUCCCGGAGCUCGCGCACGAGCUGCCCCGCCCGGACUCCACGUCGCCCGCGGACAUCCAGGCCGCCGCCGCGAAGGCCGCCGCCACCGCCGCCGUGCAGUGCGAGGCCGAGCCCGAGCACGAGCACGAGCCGGAGACGCCGUCGUCCUCCUCCGGCGCCGUCUCGGAGACACCGGAGGCCGCAGCCUGCGCCGAAGCGGCGCCCGCGGACAGCGGCGAGGUCGACAAUGCGCUGUUCGACCUGCCCGACCUCCUUCUGGACCUGAGGGACGGGCUCUUCUGGUCGCCGGUCUGGCCGGCGGCGCUGGCCGCCGAGGAGUACGACGGCGGCUGCUGCGUCGGGCUCAGCGAGCCUCUCCUGUGGGCCGAGUAG